This is a messenger RNA of Meira miltonrushii, 912 nucleotides long. Its product is annotated as RNA-binding domain-containing protein. Gene Ontology annotation, biological process: protein peptidyl-prolyl isomerization. Gene Ontology annotation, cellular component: nucleus. NCBI's taxonomy places the organism in Eukaryota, Fungi, Basidiomycota, Exobasidiomycetes, Exobasidiales, Brachybasidiaceae. Bases 1 to 912 code for a protein of 303 amino acids. The record is from RefSeq and is a predicted model, not a curated record. Gene Ontology annotation, molecular function: peptidyl-prolyl cis-trans isomerase activity; RNA binding. The transcript has 3 exons.
AUGUCGGCGUUAAGAAGAGGGGCACAGACUGGUGAUCCAACAAAUACCGGUAAAGGAGGUCAAUCGAUAUGGUCUCAAUUGAAUCCUUCUUCCGACGCAUACUCUUCCGUCCCAUACUUCUUCCCCGAACGGCAUCCAUCACGCAAGCAUGAAAGGCGAGGUACGCUGAGUAUGGCAUGUCGCAGGCUUCGCCCUGAAGAUGAGGAUAGCUUGGUUGCUGGCAGUCAAUUCUUUGUUACUUUGUCCGACGAUAUCGAGUAUCUGGACGAUAAACAUGCACCUUUUGGACGUAUUGUUGAAGGAGAUGAAAAGGAUGGCACGCUUGACAAGAUGAAUGCGGCGUUUGUGGAUAAGGAUAUGCGGCCAUUACAAGAUAUUCGUAUUCAGCAAGUUGUUGUCUUGGAUGACCCAUUUGACGAUCCGAAAGGCUUGCAUAUUCCCUCUCGAACACCUUCACCCACUCCUGAACAAAUGGCUGCUAUCGGACUAGACGCAACAGCUGCUCUAAACGAAGACGAAAAUCGACCGGCAGAAGAAGUGGAAGAAGAAAGAAGACGAAAAGAUCGAGAAGCGGCUGCACUUACACUUGAGAUGGUUGGAGAUUUACCCUUUGCAGAAAUACGUCCGCCCGAAAACAUCUUGUUCGUAUGCAAGCUUAAUCCAGUCACAAGAAGUGAAGAUUUAGAAUUGAUCUUUUCACGUUUUGGUCAAAUCUUAAGCUGUGAAGUGAUAAAAGACAAAAAGACAGGGGAUAGUUUGCAAUAUGCUUUUAUCGAAUUCGAUCAACGUAAAUCGGCUGAACAGGCUUAUUUUAAGAUGCAAAAUGUUCUGGUGGACGAUCGUAGAAUUUGGGUGGAUUUCUCGCAAAGUUUGGAAUUCAAGCAGAACCCAAGGAAAAGUGCUGAAAGUUAA